ACAGAGGACACAGACAACCACUAAAAAGUAGUUUUCAGAGUUCAAAAUAGUAAUCGUUAAUAUUUCUAUUCUGUAAUGCGCAUUGUUGUAUCUGCGCGUUCCCGUUGUAGUUGACCUCCCCAAGUCUCUUUCUUUACUAGACAUGUAUCUUGAAAUAAUCAGUUUUGGUAAUUUGCUUUAUUCACAAAUGCAAUUUCAAAAUACGAUUUAAUGUAUUUUCUCAGGGGAAAAUGGUUAUUUCGAAGAUACACUGGCCACACCCUGUAGUUUAGGGACUAACAUGUUAUGAUCUCAUGCUGACGUCAUCGCAAUAUAUAAGCUUCUGUCUCCGUGACUGUCGCCAUUUCUGGAUCUAAACACAGGUUGAUAGCUUCGUACAAAGAAGGGAUUAGAUGAAGAAUUAACGACGCGCCAUUUUGUAGUUCAUUGCUUUUUUUUGAAGAAGCCUCGGUACUGGAGAGCCCAAGCUUUGCGAGCAGCACGUCUUUGUGCCCUAGCUCAGGAGCCCUGAGAAAGCCACCUACCUUUUUCUUCAAAUCACAAUUAGUGUUUUUUUCAGCCAUGAACGAUUUUCUAUAACCAAAGUCAAUUGUGUGUGUUUUAAAACCACAUAAAAAUUCCCGAGGCGCCAGAGAAGAGAUUUGGAUAGGUGGCACACACUUGCUAGAACAUUUUGGCGAAGCAGUCCAGAAGGCAGCCGCAGCAGUUCUAAAAUUGAUGUAAUCAUUUGGGAGGAGGCUCCUCUUUAUUGUAGUGGAUGUUAAGUACAGGAAGAAUUGUGCUAGAAUGAGCCAGGAAAUAAUAGAGCCACAAGAACUCCUAAAUGGGCUGGACAGUUUGCUAGGCAGAGAUGGAGAUGUAAAGACGGCAGAUGGCAUGUCAAAGAUCUACAGUUUGAUGAAAGAGGCUAAAAAGAUGGUAAGCAGAUGCAUCUACCUGAACAUUCUGCUACAGACCAGAUCCCAGGAGGUCCUGAAGAAGUUUAUUAAAGCUGGAGGAUAUGAAUUGCUGAACAGUUGGCUUACAUAUUCAAAGUCCACUAGCAAUGUCUCGCUCUUGCAUCAGAUUCUGCUAACUCUCCAUCACUUGCCUCUGACAGUUGAUCAUCUCAAAAUGAACAAUACAGCAAAAAUAGUUAAACAGUUGAGCAAAUCUAGUGAAGAUGAAGAACUUCGGAAAAUUGCAGCAUUGCUAGUGAAUGAUUGGAUGGCAGUCAUACGCUCCCAGAGUAACUCUGGUCCAGCAGAAAAAGAUAAGAAAAAAAAAGAAGACAACAAGAGAUCACCUGUGCAUGACAAAUCUCCAGAUGGGAAAAAAGAAAUAAAGUUAGAGAUGAAAGCAGAAGAAGUAGAGAAAAAGGAAAAACCUAAAACUGUGAGAACCACUGCACCUAGCCAUGCCAAGUUCAGGUCAACAGGGCUGGAGGUAGAACCACUGGUUCCAGCUGCAGCAAAAAAGAAUGUUAGUGCAUCUCCAAUCAGUGAAAAGUAUAACCUAAAACCAGCACCUCUGAAAAGACAAAGCAGCUCUGUUCUACUGCCACCAGAAGUGCCACCUGCAGAGAAAAAAUAUAAACCAUUGAACAUUACUCCAAAUGCUGCAAAGGAGAUUAAAGUGAAGAUUAUCCCACCACAACCUAUUGAGAGCACUGGGUUCCUGGAUGCCUUGAAUUCUGCUCCUAUACCUGGCAUAAAAUUUAAGAAGAAGAAGAAGGUCAUGUCACCAACAUCGACCAAGCAAAGUCCAUUUGAAUCUAAAACUGCAGAUGCUAGCUCAGUCAAGCCUCCUUCACCAGAGGCUGCACCAGCACCUCAACCGCCAGUGCCAGCAGUUGCAGUGAUGGCACCUGAGCUAAUGGAGGUUGAAAGGCCAGGAACUCCAGUACCAGCAGUUGAAGUUCCUGAACCAAUGGAAAUGGAAAUGCCAGAGCCCAUUAUUGCUGUGGAAAAUAAGCCUGAGGAAAUGAUGGUUGAUCCUAUUCAACUAACCAAAAAGGGAAAGAAAAAGAAAACUGUGAGCUGGCGUGAAGAAAGCAAGCUAAGAGAGUACUUCUACUUUGAGCUGGAUGAGACUGAGCGAGUGAAUGUUAACAAAAUUAAAGAUUUUGGUGAAGCAGCAAAAAGGGAGCUGCUUAUGGACAGGCAUGCCUUUGAGACCGGACGUAGACUUAGCCAUGAUGCAAUGGAAGCAAAAAUAUCUUGGACCUGUCCCAAUUUAAUUGACUUGGAAAAGCCACUGGCAGAACCAGGCAGUGGUAGCCGAGAAAAGUUUGUUCAAGCAAGCAGAGAGAGGGGUAUCCUGCAAGAGAUAUUCCUUUCCAAAGACAGUGUUCCUGACAGUCCAUAUGAACCAGACCCAGAGGCUUAUGAACCUGUUCCACCCAAGCUUAUUCCACUGGAUGAGGAUUAUUCUAUGGAUGACAGUAUGUACCAAGAUUCUGGUGAAACACUUCCUGCUUCACAGUCUCCCGAUAGUGCCACAAGUGCAAAGCUGCCUCCAGUGUUAGCCAAUCUCAUAGGUAGUAUGGGAGGUGGCAAGAGUCCACAGCAUCUCAGCACCAGCACUUCUGUCAGCGUUCAGGAAAUAAUCUCUUCAAUCAUGGGAGGACAUAACAGCCAGAAAACGGAAGACCUAAUGAAACAGCCUGCCUUUUCUGACAAAAUCAAGCAGCUUCUGGAGAGUUUACAUAACCAGCAAUCAGCCUCACCUAAUGUGAGUCAAGGAUUACUGGGAUCCAGUCCUGUGGCAAAUUUUUCACCUGGUCCAAAAAAUGUUCCGCAUUAUCCUUCUGGACAUGGAGGCUCUUUCACUGGUCCAAAUGGCAGUGGUCCUCAUGGCGGUGGUUCUGGCAGUCCUCAUGGAGGUCCUCACGGGGGUGGUCCUAGUGGUCCUCACGGGGGUGGUCCUGGUGGCCCUCAUGGGGGUGGCCCUCGUGGCCCUCAUGGGGGUGGUCCUCAUGGAGGUCAUGGUAGUCAUCAUGCCCCUCAUGGUCCUGGAGGUCCUCAUGGCCCUCAUAGUGGCCAUGGAGGUCCUGCUGGUAGUGCUCGUGGUGGGCCUCAUGGUGGGCCUCAUGGUGGUGGUCCUAGAAUGAUGGGUCCUCCACCUUCUUCACAAGAUGGGUACUGGGAGCAACCUAAUGAGAAUAUGCGAGGAGGUCCCCAUGGAAUGCGUGGAGGAGCAUACCAUCGAGGAAGAGGUGAACCACCCAACUUCCGUGGAAGAGGAGGGCGACGAGGUGGAAGAAGUGAAAGAGGAGGAGGUAUGGCCAACCGCCCUGUUUGUCGUCACUUCACACUUAAAGGCAACUGCAGGUAUGAAGGUAAAUGUGCUUUCUACCAUCCGGGCGUCAAUGGCCCUCCAUUACCUUAGCUGAUAAAGUGUAAGACUUUGCCUUAAGCGAGUGAGGACUUAAUGAGCAGCUCCUUUAUUUAAAGAGCAGAAAGUUGUCAUCUGUCUGAGCAACUCACUAACCUCUUUGGAACAAAGAAGUCAUAAAUGGACCAGGCCAUUGUUUUAAGAGCAACAUUUCUUGAUAUGAAGACCACUUGUGUCCUGGUGUCAGAGCACUGGAUGGCACUGCUCUUUUCUUUUGCUUCUGUGAGGCAUAAUUAAAUGAAAUUCAACUCUGGAUGGAGUUUACCUUGCACUUCGUUCACAUGAUGUGAACCCUGCUGGUUUCUUUAUACAAACGGAUGGAGCACAGGAGUGCUAAAACUGCAUAGUAGUGUAUCUCAGACUUUCAACAAAAGGAACCGCUGUUCUUGCCAAAGUCGUCAGUGUUUUGGCAGUCUGAAUUUAUUUUCAAAGAUAUGUCAACUGUACCAUUCCAAACAAUGCACAAAACAGUAGUAUAACUUAAUCCUAUGUAGUUCUUGUAGUCAGGAGGAUGCUGUACCCCCUUUCAACAACUGUUAUUUCUGUUGCAGAGUUAUAAAUGUCACAUAAUGCAGGCACUUUAACCCAGCAAGUAAUUAUAAAUGUCAGAUCCAGUAACCACUGCCGUAUUUUCUUUCUGAACCAGGUCAGUGGCAAAAUGCCAUUGCAGUACCCGGGGAUGCAAGGGAGAUCAUUCUGUGAUUUUUUUCCCUAGCUGAUUAUAUUUGAAUAUUGGAAAAAUAAUCGUCAAAUGUGUAAUAUUCGGUGUAUUCUAAAUUUUGUAUUGUGAUCAGCAGUGUUGUAAUAUACAGUGGUUGGGUUGAUUCUUCAGUACUGAGGAAAAGUAUGUUGGGGUGGAUCUACAACAUAUCUUUUAUGUUUUCAAAUGGACUAAACUGGAGAUGACCUCCUUAAUCAAAAACUUAUCUUUGACACAAGCAUGCCACUGAAAACCAUAUGGUAUUUGUCAGUAAUCCAUGGACUGAGAUUUCCUCACUGUAGUGAGGAAAGACCUGUUUUGUGUGAUCCUUCUCCGAGGUGUUUUAGUAGCCAGUGUACUACCAAAACCAAAGUUUAACAGGAGAUUACAGCUUGAUCAUAUGAACGUUCAGUUGUCGAGGUUUAUAACUGAUGGUCAUUUAUUGGCUCCUGACCCUUUUUAAAAGUGUUUUUACAGGUAUAAAUUGUUUGUAUGCAGAUGACUGUAAAGGAACCAUAUGUUCUCAUUAGUACUGUUAUAGUUUUAUAAGAUAUUUUGUUUGGUUUCAAAGCUCUGCAAAGAAUUACUAAUUUAUAUCUGUACAGGUAAAUUAAAACCUUGUCUACAGUGUUGUGUGUACAAUCAGAGUCUUGAAAAGCUGCUGCUGCUGCUCCAUAUGUUAUCAUGUUUUCUGUGAAAACUUUAUUUAUUGGUCUCUUUGAGAACCAUUUUCAUGUGUGCAGUUUUGUCUUUUUUUUCUGUAAAUAUUUUGUACAUUGUUAAUAAACAUGAUCAA
Messenger RNA from Protopterus annectens (West African lungfish), 4871 nucleotides. It is a transcript of the gene PPP1R10, whose product is annotated as protein phosphatase 1 regulatory subunit 10. The record is from RefSeq and is a predicted model, not a curated record. Bases 787 to 3369 code for a protein of 860 amino acids. Gene Ontology annotation, cellular component: nucleus. Gene Ontology annotation, molecular function: metal ion binding. Lineage: Eukaryota; Metazoa; Chordata; Ceratodontiformes; Protopteridae. The transcript is spliced from 21 exons.